AUGAGCACAACAUCCAUCGUCCUACCGGGCGACCAAGUCCCCUCAAACAUCCUUCCCUCAGCAACAUCAACGACUCCCUUACGACUUGGCCCAGGCCUCCGAUUAUUACAGCAACAGUCACAAAAUAGCAAGAACAAGACAUCUUCUCCCACAUCACACAUCAUCCAAUCCACACAAGCUGGCAUAAUAUCCAUAGACCAUAAUCGCAAAUCCGUCUCAGUCCAACCAUUUCCCAAUCGUCGCUAUAUCCCGACUGUUAAUGACUUGAUCAUUGCUCAGGUCCAGCGCUCGUCGCAGGAUUUUUUCCAUUGCAUAGUUACUCCACAUGCACCACUUGCAGUUUUGGGUCAGUUAGCCUUUGAGGGCGCAUCGAAGAAGACGAGGCCGAAUUUGAAGCAGGGCGACCUGGUAUAUGCGCGGGUGCUCUCUGUGGGUGUUGGUGCGGGGACAGAGGUCGAACUUACCUGUGUCAAUCCGGCCACAGGUAAAGCAGAACCCGGUGGUUUGGGGCUUUUGAGCGGUGGCAUGGUCUUUGACGUAUCUACAGGACUUGCUGCACGUUUGAUGAAAGCGAGUUCAUCUUCGUCUUCGGCAGAGGCUGCGUCUGUAGUUAUACCCGAGGAACUCGGGAAGAAGUUUGAGAGUAAAGGAGGGUUUGAGAUUGCUGUUGGAAGGAAUGGGAAGGUCUGGGUGGACUGUUCUGGGAGUGGUGAUAUUGCGAUCAAGAUUACUAUUGCAAUCGGGAGGUGUUUGACGGAAUUAGAUCAGCGGCAUUUGACUUCGAUAGAGCAGAGAAAUGCGGAGCGCGGGCACGUCUACGGCGGUCUCUCGUCGCGGGCUCAACUCAACUUCUCAAUAGACAACGCGGCUCAAUGGACCUUCAAACUCGAAUCUAGAAGAAAGACGCAGUCAUCUUCGUCUUCCCAAGUGCAACACGAAGAUACCAACCAACCUGCGACAGACCAAAUCAAUGAGAAUAUUUCUCCUCAACUCAAAAUUGAAAGCGACAUCUUAACACAAUCGCCAACACAGCCGACUAGCAACCAGCCACCCAAUCCUUUCCGUACACCCAAACGAAAGCGAAGAUUCUCCUUUGAAAUUUGCAUUCCCACCCCAGCAGAGUGCUCACAAAUGGCACGACCAUCCGACGUCCCAAUGUCAGAACCUAUGCGCCCCGCGAAAAGAAAGCGUCCCUCGGAUGAUCAAGUCACACCGUCCUCUCAGAGGGUAAAGCUCAAAGAUAGACUCAGCCUGGGCGACGGUGUUGGCGACGAAGGCAGUGUUGCUUCCACACAAGACUAUACUCCCAGUAAGCAAACUCCCAGUAGGAAGCGCAGAAGAGCGAGUACAAACGGUGCACCCCGCAGCUCUCAGGUGCGCCGCGAGGAGGACUAUGACGAAUCAACAUUCCGGCCUGGACAUGUCAAUGAGAACAACGACAAGAGAACCGGAUUCUUUAGCCCUGAAGAAGUCGAGACCCUAGAACAUUUCAAAGUCGAAUUCUGCAAUGAGCACAAAAUCAGCGCUGAAACAUUCGAUGCGUCUGUACAAAGUUCGCGCGUAUAUAAAAGCGGCAUCUUUGAGACUGAGGAGGUAAAUAUUACAUCUCACGAAUUCUGGCAGCAGAUCUACGAAUUGAUACCAGACCGCGACAAACGAUCUAUUUCCCGAUUUAUGCGCCGUCACUUUUCGACUGGGAGUACACCGCACCAAUGGACUGAGGCUGAUGAUGACGAACUCAAACGCCUCCAUGACAGGUAUGGAACUAAAUGGGCACGCAUCGCACGUGAGAUGGAGAGGACACAAGAUGACGUUCGACAACGAUGGAAGAAUAAAGUCGAGCACCGAUCUACCAUGAAAGAAGGACCCUGGGACGAAGAAGAAAUCGUCUUACUACUUGACACCAUUACCGAAACGCGCAAGAUUCAUUUAAAUCUGGAGAAGGAAAGUCUCGGCAGGGAUAUUUACGAGUUAGAUGAGGAUUACAUCAGCUGGGGUGCGGUUAGCGAUCGGUUUGCAAACACGCGUUCUCGUCAACAGUGUGCUGAUAAAUGGCGGAAAAUAAAACGGAAUGUGCAGAAGCGUCGUGCACUUGGGGAAGUGGAUGCGAUUUAUGUGCCUUCAGAUCCGCCGAGACCGGGGAGACGAGCGUUGCAGUUGCGGUCUUCUCAGAGUGAGACGUCGGAUAACGAAGCUGAGAAUGAGCGACGGCCUGCUAAGAAGCCGAAGCCUGCCCAAUCAUCAAAGCCAGCUUAUAAAAGCAAGGAAAUUGUAGAGUCGUCUGAUGAGGAGGAGGAAAAUGUCAAUGGAAAUGCACAACAGACGAAUGCAUCGAACGGAGACAAUGCAGAGGAAGCUGCCAAAGUGAAUGGCACGUCCAAGUCUCCUGCCAACGAGUUGGCCUAUGAGUCCUCUGAUUCAAGUUCAGACGACGACAGCGACGACGAAAACUCUUCCGAUGAGGAUAACAACAGUGCUCACGAAGGGAACGCCAAUGAAGAAGUUGACGGAACCAACAACACGAACGAACUACGAAAUGUUCAACAACCCAAUGAACCUUCAGACGACGAAUCAAUCAUCCCCGAAACCCAACCACAAUCCCGCGCAUCAUCUUCCCCGGUUCAAGAAGCACAAACAAACGGACAUGCAGACAAACCAUCGCCGGAACUCGGCGACGACAAUCGCGUAGUCAAUGAAUCCGAAGCCGAAGAUGGUGAACAAGUCGACUCUAAGGUCGCAUCACUAAAUGUUAAGAAGGAAAUCAAAUCCGAUUCUGAGAGUGGUAGUGACAGCGAAAGCGAAAUUGACAGUGACGAUGAAUCGGAGAGUGGUUCAUCAGAUGAAGAGAGCGGCAGCGAAGAAAGUGGCAGCGCAGAAAGCGGCAGCGCAGAAAGCGGCGAUGACGAGAGCGGCCAGGAAAGUGGCGAAGAGGAAGAAGAUUCAGAAGGAAUCGAAAAGAAAAUCUCCAAGAGAGAACCUAGUGAUGAUGUUGAGUGA
This is a messenger RNA of Talaromyces stipitatus ATCC 10500, 2997 nucleotides long. Its product is annotated as exosome complex exonuclease Rrp40, putative. Gene Ontology annotation, biological process: regulation of DNA-templated transcription. Gene Ontology annotation, cellular component: nucleus. Lineage: Eukaryota; Fungi; Ascomycota; Eurotiomycetes; Eurotiales; Trichocomaceae. The record is from RefSeq and is a predicted model, not a curated record. Bases 1 to 2997 code for a protein of 998 amino acids. Gene Ontology annotation, molecular function: transcription cis-regulatory region binding; DNA-binding transcription factor activity; RNA binding. The transcript is spliced from 4 exons.